AUGGCUAUAACGUGGAAGAAACUGAAGAUUCUUCUAGCUGGAUCUUAUGGCAAGGUUUAUUUGACAGCUCCAGUGGAGUCAUCAACUCUUUCAGCAUUGGCAGCUGUGAAAUCUGCUGAUGCUUGCCAUUCCUCAGCUUUACUAGAAGAGGGUUUGUACUUGAGUGAGCUGAGAGGACACCCCAAUAUUAUCCAGUGUUUCGGGCAUGAUAUCAGCACUGAAAAUGGUGAAGAUGUCUACAAUCUGCUUCUCGAGUACGCGGCCGGGGGCUCCCUUCAUGACUUGAUCAACAAGAAUAAAGGUACUAUACCCGAAUCCCUUGUGGCUUGUUACACUUUUAUAACACUCAAGGGUCUCUCUGCUAUUCAGGAAGUACAUAUUGUCCACCGUGAUAUCAAACCUGGGUUCUUAGCUCCUUGUGCAGGCAAUUCACAGGCUUCCAUUGAUGUGCUUGACAACAGUAGAGAGGAAGGAGAAGAACAAGCAAUUCUGGAAAUGAAAGAGGCCUUUAACAGUGAAGAAGGGCAAGAUUCUUGGGGCUGGAUCGUUAUGGGAGGGUUUACUUGGCUUUGCACCAGCGGAUUUUCUUCACCAUCGCCUCCAUUAGCCGCCGUGAAGUCAGCUGAAAUAUCAAUCGCUCAGAAAACUUUGGCAGAAAAGAGGCGGAUGUUCUGUACAAUUGAGGGCGAGCGCAAACAUCAUCCCAUUGCUUUGGCGAGACAUAAAGCACGGAAAAAGAGUAAAGAGUCCUAUAAUCUCUUCUGGAGUAUGCGCCGCCGUUUGAAAUCAUUAGCAUGUGGUUGUAAGGCAUCAGGUGAUAUAUGGUCCUUGGGCUGCAUUGUCGUAGAGAUGAUAACUGGCGAACCAGUCUGGUCGUGUCGCACUAUAGGAGAACUGGUAAGUAAAAUUCUGUAUGAGAAACCUAAGAUACCAGAAAACCUUUGUGAGGAGGGAAAAGAUUUCUUGGCGAGAUGUUUUGAAGCAACUGUUCCCAAGAGAUGGACAGCAGAAGAAUUAUUGGAUCAUCCCUUCAUUGUCAAAAACCUGAAGUUCUUAGAUGAUGGAAGUCGUCUUUCCUCUGGUCAAUGUUAUCAGAUGAACCCUUUUGGCUUUGUUGACUCGGUUUCUACCCUUGAUUUGUUUUCAACUUCUUCGUUGGAGCCUCAAUGCAGCCCUUUUGAGUCUUGGUGCCGAGUGACAGACAACGAGACAGAAGAAUCCCGACCUUCCUGUUGUCUUCCCAGUGAAUCAUUCAAGUUGGAGGAGAAAUUAAAAAAUAUCCAUGUGUUCUGAUCGAGCUGUUUCGAAGAUUAUUAUUAUUCUGAUCUUUCUUGCAGGACUUUUUUUCCCCUGUAGGACUUUGAAUGUGAAGAAGACCUUUAUCACGCUGAUCUUUCUUAUAGGAUUUUGAAUGUAACUAUUCUACCUGGUCAUCAACGAAGAUAUCUAUAUUUGAUCUAAUGUUGAUCAGCUUAUUGUUUUGUUUUGUGUGAUUGCUGAGUUCAAAGUUGGGAAACAAGUAGUAACGUCUUGUGUACAGCUAUUCCACGUAAUAUAGGGGGAUUCAUUGUUCAUUAUUACUGAAAAAAAUAUGCAGCAAUUUUUGGUUU
This is a messenger RNA of Coffea arabica (coffee), 1610 nucleotides long. NCBI's taxonomy places the organism in Eukaryota, Viridiplantae, Streptophyta, Magnoliopsida, Gentianales, Rubiaceae. The record is from RefSeq and is a predicted model, not a curated record.